CCGAUCUGUAUUCCAUCAGUCAGAUAUUUCAAGCUUCAACAGAACAGAAUCGCCAUGCCCUCUAGAGCAGACAUCACCUACUUUGGUGCAGGCCCGGCCUUGCUGCCUACUGACGUCCUUGAGGACGCUGCCAAGGCCCUGGUCAACUUUGAAGAUACUGGUCUAGGCAUCGCCGAGCACUCGCACCGCUCGGCCAUUGCUACCACCAUCAUCAAUGAGGCUAAGGCCGAUCUGGCCUCCUACCUUGACAUUCCCGACGACUACGAGGUCCUCUUCAUGCAGGGCGGUGGCUCGGGAGAGUUCUCUGCUACGGCGUAUAACCUUGUCGGCAACUGGGUUGCUCGCAAGCGUAACGAGAUUGGGUCGGAUGAUGACAGCGCAGUCCCGGAGCUCAAGGCGGCCGUGAAGAAUCUCAAGAUCGACUAUAUCGUCACUGGUGGCUGGUCGCAAAAGGCAGCGGCGGAAGCUGAGCGACUCUUUGGCUCCGAGCACGUCAACAUCGUGGCGGACAGCCGCAAGACAAAUGGCGGCAAGUUUGGAACCAUCCCGGAUGAGAGUACCUGGAACCUGUCUCAGGACGCUGCCAUGGUCUACUACUGCGACAAUGAGACCGUCGAUGGCGUCGAGUUCCCCGGGUUCCCCAAAUCCCUCGAGCCGGGGCCCAAUGGACCAAUUGUUGUUGCCGACAUGAGCUCCAACAUCCUUUCAAGGAAGAUUCCGGUUCGCAACUUCUCGGCUAUCUUCUUCGGUGCCCAGAAGAACCUUGGAUCGACCGGUGUGACUGUCGUCAUCAUCAAGAAGAGCCUCCUGCCGCAGCCUUCCGCGGCCUUGAUGAGACAACUGGGUCUGCCGAUUCCGCCUCGUAUCCUCGAGUAUGCGGCUAUUGCCAAGAGCAACAGUCUCUACAACACACUCAGCAUCUUUGACGUGUACAUCGCGGGCCGGGUUCUGAAGAGGCUGCUGCAACAACACCCUGACAAGGUCCAAGGUCAGCAGGCCAUAUCUGAACAGAAGGCUCAACUCAUCUACAAGGCCCUCGAGGCCCACCCUGAAACCUACAGGAUCGUGCCGGACAAGACGGUGCGGUCUCGUAUGAACAUCUGCUUCAGGAUCAAGGAUGGCGAUGCCGCCGAGGAAGCCUUCUUGAAGGCGGCUGCCGCCCAGGGGCUGACCGGGUUGAAGGGCCAUCGUGACGUGGGAGGAAUCCGGGCGAGCAACUACAACUCGGUUCCUCUCGAGGGUGCGGAGAAGCUUGCCAAGUUUAUCGAGACUUUCGCGUCGCGGUAGGGGGGUGUCGAUAAGAGAGAGGCCAUCUUCGCUAACGAGUCGGGAUACGGUAACCAAAAACGAUGUUAUGGCACGAGUAGAGGUUAUCAUGGCGGCUGCUCAGUAGUAGCUAAAAGAGAAUCGUUGGCGCUUUAUCCGUCAAGUUUACGCAGGGUUCAACGCUGAUAGGUAGAUAUACGUUACCGUCAGUGAUCGGUUUAGCUCUCGGUCACAAUCGUUGAUCAGUGUCUGUUUCUCGCCUUGUUUCUGCCCCAAGGGUUUCGGCUCGUAAAGAGCUGUACUCCGU
This is a messenger RNA of Colletotrichum destructivum, 1573 nucleotides long. Its product is annotated as Putative aminotransferase class V domain, pyridoxal phosphate-dependent transferase, major. The record is from RefSeq and is a predicted model, not a curated record. The coding region runs from base 55 to 1287 and encodes 410 amino acids. The transcript has 2 exons. Gene Ontology annotation, molecular function: pyridoxal phosphate binding; O-phospho-L-serine:2-oxoglutarate transaminase activity. Lineage: Eukaryota; Fungi; Ascomycota; Sordariomycetes; Glomerellales; Glomerellaceae. Gene Ontology annotation, biological process: L-serine biosynthetic process. Gene Ontology annotation, cellular component: cytoplasm.